UGCCUUGCUGUCCACAAGUAUUUACGGUCUGACGGGCCAGAUAGCCUUUGAUGAAGAUGGCUUUAUGAACAUCAGCAAGUUCAGAGUCCGCAAUCUGGUCUAUGAUGGUCGACAGAGUGUCUGGCAGGACAUCGGAUGUGUGCAGGGGAAAGAAGUGAGGCCCUUUCGUAUCAUCUGGCCAGGAGAUGCCCAAAACUUGAAGGCCGAGACGGAAGGAAAGAAGAGAUACAAGGUGGUAACCAACCCCGUGCAACCCUUCGUGAUGACUGAAGCCCCUCAUUCGGACUACGGUCAGUGUCUCAGUGACACGCCAUGUUUGAACCUGACCAACAAAUUCAAGUCACAGGAAAACGGCGAAGGGGCUGAAAGUGGGCUUUUCACGAUCCAGUGCUGCAGGGGGCUGACCAUUGAUCUUCUCACUAAGUUAUCUUCGGAUCUGGAGUUCGAAUUCACCUUGUACAUUGUGCAGGAUGAGACGUAUGGUCAGAAAUCGUCUAACGGAUCCUGGUCCGGAAUGAUGAGAGACCUAACGGACAACACAGCUCAUUUCGCUGUUGCUGCUUUUUCCAUCACCAGUCAGAGAGAAGUCGCCAUAGAUUUCACCGAUCCUUACUUUUUCUCUGGAUUUUCCAUUAUUUAUUCAGACAGAACACGAGAGACAAGUAUGCUGGCAUUCCUUGAACCUUUUUCGACCAAAGUGUGGUUUGCUAUCUUAGUAUCAGCUCAUAUCACAGCAGUGUGUAUGGCUCUGCUGGAAUGGAACUCUCCUUUUGGGCUAAAUCCGUGGGGCCGUAAAAGGAAUAAGAACUAUUCUUUAGCCUCUGGGUUGACUAUGGUCUUUUCCGUGCUUUUUGGUCACACUGUCAGAGCAAAAUCUCCGAAAGCGUGGCCUUCAAAGUUCUUACAGAACAUCUGGGCGUUUGCAGCUAUUUUCAUCAUUGCAAGCUACACUGCAAAUUUGGCUGCUUUUAUUGCUGGUAAGCAUGCAGGGAUCAACUAUAUCGACAUACAAGACGCACGGCUUCAGGAUAUUCGGGUGGGUGUCUUGCAAGGCUCGGCAGUGCACGAGUUUUUGAAAAACUCCGGGAGUAAACUUGUUACAGUCGCUGAACGUUAUUUUGUUCGAAAAACUGACGAGGGCAUUGACUGGGUUAUACGAGGCAAACUGGACGCUCUCCUGGGCGACUAUCCAAUUCUAGACUAUGCCAGAGCACACUUAGCUCCGUCUUGUGAGCUCAAGCUGAUAUCCAAAGUGUUCGGCGUUGAUAGAUACGGUCUGGGGCUGCCUAAAGAGUCCCCACUUAAGGCAGCACUGUCCAAGAAGAUCUCCGAGUACCAUCGUAUUGGCUACAUCGAUGAUCUCAUCGAUGUUCAUUUCGCUGACGCUCAUUGUAUCAAGAAACGGAUCUCUGAAGAGGAUUCGCAGCUGGAGGUCACUCACCACGCAG
Candidula unifasciata is the source of this 1448-nucleotide messenger RNA. Lineage: Eukaryota; Metazoa; Mollusca; Gastropoda; Stylommatophora; Geomitridae. The record is from the annotation of a GenBank genome assembly.